Molecule: messenger RNA, 1775 nt
Organism: Acanthopagrus latus (yellowfin seabream)
Lineage: Eukaryota; Metazoa; Chordata; Actinopteri; Spariformes; Sparidae
Gene: trmt2b
Product: tRNA methyltransferase 2 homolog B
Exons: 2
Coding region: 26-1501 (491 amino acids)
Biological process (GO): RNA processing
Molecular function (GO): tRNA (uracil(54)-C5)-methyltransferase activity, S-adenosyl methionine-dependent
Source: RefSeq, a predicted model, not a curated record
GUAGCUACUUUUACUUAAAGUUAAAAUGGCUUUGACAGUUGCUUGCAGCAGGUCAGUCUUUGUCAAACGCAAGAUUCUCUACACCCUGAGGAAAACAUGUAUCUUGUUUUCAACUAAUGAGACCAUUCUGGCUGAUGGGGGGAAACCGGAGUUGAAAGUAAAGAAGGGACGGCGUAACAAGAAACAUCUCUGGACUGAUAAUCAGUCAUUGGAGGAAAGGCUGGCUGAUGUUGUCACCCCUCUGUGGAGGCUGAGCUAUGAGGAGCAGCUUGAGGUCAAGCGAAAGCAGCAGCAGAGGAUACUGUCCCAGCUCUCCAGUGACCCGCACUCCAACUCCCCGUCACCUGUCAGAAGCAAACCCAGGUUCCCUGUCCUGCCUGUUCUUCCAUCGCCGGUGAGGGAUGGCUACCGCAACAAGUCUACAUUUUCUGUGAACAGAGGAUUUGACGGGAAUCCGAAAACAGUUGGAUUCUACUUGCCCAGAGCGAGGGAUGGAACCAUUGUCUGCGUCAAUGGAGACCACCUGCUCAACAUGCCGGAGAAACACAAACUGGUGGCCAGGUGCUACCAGGACUUCAUCCGCCUCUCCUCCCUGGAGCCCUGCCUCCUGUUCCACACUGGGGGUCACUGGAGAGAGGUCACAGUCAGGACCAACACGGAAGGCCACACCAUGGCUACGGUGUACUUUCAUCCACAGACGCUCACCCCAGAGGAGGUGGCAGUCCACAAGGCCGAGCUGGUGGAAUACUUCACGCGGGGUCCGGGGUCGGUCUGCCAGCUGGACUCGCUGUUCUUCCAGGAGAGCACCAGGACUCGAUGCACUCAUGAGGAGUCCCCCUACCAGCUCCUGUACGGUCAGCCACACAUAUACGAAGAGGUUUUGGGCUUCAAGUUUCGCAUCUCUGCUGAUGCCUUUUUCCAGGUGAACCAGGCGGCCGCGGAGGUACUCUAUCGCACAGUGAGAGACCUGUGUGUCCCAAACCACGAGGAACACGGAGGAAGAGCAAGAGUUGGUGGCACUCUUCUGGAUGUGUGCUGUGGGACAGGUGCCAUCGGUAUCACAAUGUCUCCCAGAGUGGACAGGAUUAUCGGUAUAGAGCUCAUAGAACAGGCAGUGGAAGAUGCUAGACACAACGCAGCUCUCAAUAACGUACUGAACUGCGAGUUCAUCCCUGGGAAGGCGGAGGUGGUGCUGCCUGGCCUUAUGACUCAGUUGAGCUCCGCAGGUGGAGGCCCUGUUUCUGCCGUGGUCAACCCUGCUCGAGCUGGCCUGCAUCGCAGAGUAGUCCAAGCGUUGCGGAACCAACCUGCUAUCCGCAAGCUGGUCUAUGUUUCCUGUAAACCAGAUGGAGAGGCUAUGAAGAACUUCAGGCAACUUUGUUGUGCUCCUGACCCAUGGAUGAAACUCACAGGAGAAGCGUUUUCUCCAACUCUGGCGGUGCCUGUGGACAUGUUCCCUCAUACUCCUCACUGUGAAGUGGUGCUACUUUUUGAGAGGUAGCAAACACCUCUGAGGUGGGCCUCAACCUAUCAACAACUCUGGUUGCUUUAAAAAGGAAUUAUAGCGGCAUGGACAGGCUGCAAACAAACUGGUUAGGAGGGCCACUUUCCAUUCACUUUGUUUUUUGUAAAUAUCGUAUUUCUUCUAUUUAUUUUUUAUUUAACUUGAUGUGUAUUUGUCCUGUUCUUUUCUUGUACUUGUUGCAUCUCAAGAUGUUGUAACAAGUGAAUUUCCCCAUUGUGGCAUAAAUAAAGCCUAUCUUAAUCCAAUCUAA